Messenger RNA from Fusarium keratoplasticum, 567 nucleotides. RefSeq lists its product as uncharacterized. The coding region runs from base 1 to 567 and encodes 188 amino acids. The transcript is spliced from 2 exons. Lineage: Eukaryota; Fungi; Ascomycota; Sordariomycetes; Hypocreales; Nectriaceae. The record is from RefSeq and is a predicted model, not a curated record.
AUGCAGUUCAAGGCUCUUCUCGCUCUUCCCGUCCUCAGCGGCCUCGCUGCUGCCGCUCCCGCUGCCGACGCUGCCAAGACUCCCGGACCCUUCCAGGUCCUGGCUCUCCGCUCCGCCAGCGACAUCCACUUUGCGACCGUCAACGCCGCCAAGAGCAGCCUCUUCCUCCAUCUCCCCAACUCCAACGCUACCUGCGACUCCAAGUCCGAUGGCGCUGCCACCUUCAGCUUGACCAAGGACGGCGAGCUGUACCUCUACUCUACCGACAACCCUCCUCAGCAGGUCUUUGCCGACCGAUCUGGCAUGGGCCAGGGUAAGCUCGGAUACAUCACCGGCGCUCAGCCUCCCCCCAAGAACGGCGAGCUCAAGGGCUGGGUAAUUGACAAGGACGGCAACCUGUCUCUCGACGGCGCGAGCCUCCUCGCCUGCCCCAACAGCAUCGAGGGCGCCUGGAGCAUCUGGGUCUCUGCCGGCGUCGCCAACCCUGCUGGCAACGAGGGCUGCCUGGGAUUCUCUGCCCGCACCACUGAGGUUGAGAAGCCCAACAGCUGCACCUACACCUCGUAG